AUGGCGUCUCCGGCUCCCGGAGAGGCCAAUUUGAGCGGGCAAACUCGCUCUGCUACUGCGGCUGCCUGUGAGGCAUGUCGCAAGUUGAAGGUUAGCCAGGAUGCCAGCGAGAAGAAAGUUAUGUUUUGUUUAUCUGCUGACAAGUACCGGCAGAUGAGAUGCAUCCGCUCCAAUAAUCAGGAACGCAACGACGGCUCGACUGAGCCCUGCGAGCGGUGCAAAAGAACCAAUCGUGCUUGCAAUAUCCCGAAGCCUCGGCCACUGGGUAGAAAACGAGGCGCUAGGAAAUGUCCCCUGGCGUUCAGUCCCCCCAAAGGAUCUAGCGCCCCUUUUACGGAAUCUGUCCAGAUGGCAAUCCAAGACUCCGCGUGUCGGACCGACAUCGUCUCACCGGCGGCCUAUGCUCCCUGCAGUGAAUUAUCUCAACCAAGCCAAGAGCCAAUCAGCAAUCCCUUAGCAUUGCUUGCAGAUGCCUCCGAUGCUGCCCAAGCUCUGGAGCCGCUCUCACCGCCAGCACAUACGUCCCCUGCUUCGAAUGGUGCCCCAUCCACCACCCAACAGAUUCACGGCCUAACCGCUGAUGGACGUCUCGGCCGUCGCCUUCUGAGUCGGCCAGGUUACGUGUCUCUUGGAUUACAACUUGACCGAGAGAGUCUUGAGCAGGGGUUGGAUGCCCUGUUGGCUCCAAGGGAGAACGGAUCCCAGUAUUCGAAUUAUUUCAAAUCGCCAGCUCGGAUGCCGCUCCGUGAUAUAGGACCUGACCUAGAUCCGGUAGAUCUCGGGCUAGUCACGAUGCAAGAGGCAUACUAUUUGUUUCCAAUAUAUUUUACCCGCUUGCAUCCCGUCAACGGCAUUCUCGAUCCGAUUCUUCAUACGCCUGACUUUGUACGCUCUCGCUCGGCACUACUCUUUACAUGGAUUCUUGCACUUACAGCACAAUUCGACCCUGCGUCAGCCUCCAUUGCAAAGCGACUUCGGCUUCAUGGAGAAAAGCUCUCCAAAUACGUACAUACAUGUGGCUACAAAUCAGUCGAGAUCGUGCAAGGUUACUACAUAUGCUUACUAUCCGCCACUCCAGCCGAAACAUUGGCGGAAGAACGCUCCUGGCUCUACACAAUGUAUGCUUUUGGGGUAGCCGCCGAACUGGGAUUGGAUCACGAAUCUCAUCCCCGGAAUGAGGAUUCGCGGCCAUCACACCAUGUCUUUGCUUCGCAUGUUGAGCAGCGAAAGAAUGACCUAUCAGCCUUGCGCCCAGGAGAUACGCUACCUCAAGCUGCCUUUGAUCACGCAUUCGAAGAUUCCGUAUACGGACAACGACUGGCCCGUAACCGAGAACGAACAUGGCUACGAAUAUUACUAUGGGAACGGGCUAAUAGUGCGGCACGUGGGCGCACUAAUAGCUUUCCUGAGACAGAGUUGACGCAAAAUAUUGAAAGCUGGUGGCUGCAUCCACUCGCAAGCCCGACUGAUAAGCACACAUGCGCCUUUAUCACAUUACGGCGGAAUCUGGCAUCUCUACAGGGUGAUUUAAGACGCCAGGCCUGCUUGAUUCAUUCUGAACCGCACUGGGUACGAGAUUUGGUUGAUGCAACCUUACAACCCUGGUGCGAGACAUGGUUGCCAAAUUCCCUUGUCAAUGUGUCUACAUCACCAUCCGAGCAGCUUUCCAACAUUUUUCUGACUUAUGUUUACAUGCACGGAAGGCUUUGGACACUGUCGUUUGCGCUACACAGCUCCAUAAAUGGCGGUCGAGAUCUGGACGAAAUCCACCAGGACUGUUUCGAAGCAGCCGUAAAAUGCUGUGAAGUUGCAGUGCGCGAUUUACAAGCUGUUGGGGAGCCAUUAUAUUGCAUGCUAGCUCCAACAUGGGCGAUGAUUUCUUAUGCCGGUGUCCUCGCUCUCAAGCUGUUCCCAACGCUGUUUGAGCCCCGGGUUGGCUGCGAAACAGAACUCUUAGCCUUGCUCAGCCAGGUAGCCCUCCAGCUUGAGCGUGCCGGCACGAACCCCUCGCAUCGCUUCGGCAUCGCAGCAUUGCUUGGACAACAUCUUAUGAUGAUUCUACGUGCGCGCUCUGCUGAUCUCCGAGACUACACACAGUACGGGAAUGGCCAGUCCGAUUUAACCUACGAUCGCAACUAUGAUGCACAAAUUCCCAUUGUCAGACAUUACGAAGCAGCGGGAAAUCUUUCUUGCGACCCGCUUGUCUCUAAUUAUGAUCCUUUCUUGACAACUGUGGACAUGUCAAUGCAGGGAGAUCUUACCGGAGAAGGAUUUGCGGAUCUUUUCAGAGAGUUGUUUGGGCCUGGUUUUGGUGGUGUCUUUUGA
Molecule: messenger RNA, 2325 nt
Organism: Penicillium riverlandense
Lineage: Eukaryota; Fungi; Ascomycota; Eurotiomycetes; Eurotiales; Aspergillaceae
Product: fungal specific transcription factor domain-containing protein
Exons: 3
Coding region: 1-2325 (774 amino acids)
Biological process (GO): regulation of DNA-templated transcription
Cellular component (GO): nucleus
Molecular function (GO): transcription cis-regulatory region binding; DNA-binding transcription factor activity, RNA polymerase II-specific
Source: RefSeq, a predicted model, not a curated record